Molecule: messenger RNA, 1309 nt
Organism: Anguilla rostrata (American eel)
Lineage: Eukaryota; Metazoa; Chordata; Actinopteri; Anguilliformes; Anguillidae
Product: macrophage mannose receptor 1-like
Exons: 12
Coding region: 195-1241 (348 amino acids)
Molecular function (GO): signaling receptor activity
Source: RefSeq, a predicted model, not a curated record
CUAUCUCCGCAGCUGCUGCAGAAGCGUUAGCACGCCACUACUGCGAGCACUGAUGAAAUCUUCCAACUGAUUUCUCUCUCAAAGUACCCUUGCCUUAAAAUAUUUAAGGCCAGAAUCGGCUGAGUCCAGACCAAACAAAGAACACUCCUCACAUAAUCACCUCACCUUGUGCUGUCAUACGCUGAAGAGCCAGCAUGGCUUCCUUCACAUUGUCAACACUCCUCGGUGUUGCUGUUCUCUCUAGCAUGGCUUUGGAAUCUCACGGCGUUGGGAUAGAAUUGUUACAGGGUUCCUGCCCUGAUGGUUGGUUUUACCACAAUAGCCGCUGCUUCCGGCACUUUUCUGAUAAGAAGACUUGGAUCGAUGCAGAGGUAAACUGUAUUAAUCUUGGGGGAAACCUGGCCUCAGUGCACAGUGAAGAUGAGCAUCAGUUUCUUCAACAGCUCCAUUUGGCUUUUGACCGUGUUGAAAACGAAUACUGGAUCGGAAUGUCAGACCUGUACAAGUACAAUGGAUGGUUUUGGACCGAUGGUACAAAUCCACGUGACUUUUCAAAGUGGAGUCCCAGAGAGCCCAACCACACAGACAAUGUAGAGCACUGUGUGAACGCCAACUAUGGAGACUCGAAAGGCUGGAAUGACAACUCAUGUACCAGAACGUUUGCAUCCAUCUGUGCCAAGCGACUGAAUGACCUUCAGUACCAAGCUGAACCAACUCCAGCCAGCAUGGCUUCCUUCACAUUGUCAACAUUCCUUGGUGUUGCUGUUCUCUCAAGCAUGGCUUUGGUAUCUCACGGCGCUGGGACACAAUUGCUUCAGGGUUCCUGCCCUGAUGGUUGGAUUCACUACAAUUUCCGCUGCUUCCGGCACGUAAAUAAUAAGAAGAAUUGGAUUGAUGCUGAGCUAAACUGUUUGAAUCUUGGGGCAAACCUGGCUUCAGUGCACAGUGAAGAUGAGCAUCAGUUUCUUCAACAGCUCCAUUUCGGUUAUGACCGUGUUGAAAACGGCCCAUACUGGAUCGGAAUGUCAGACCUGUACAAGAAACAAGCAUGGAUUUGGACCGAUGGUACAAAUCCAAGUGACUUUUCAAGGUGGGUUCCUGGAGAGCCCAACAACGGAUGGAAUAUAGAGCACUGUGUGCACUCAAACUAUGGAGACCUGAAAGGCUGGAAUGACGUUGCAUGUACCGCAAUGUUUCAGUUCAUCUGUGCCAAGCGAUUGAGUGACAAACCUGGCCUCUAACCUAGCUGAACCAGCUCCAUGAUGAAGUUGCAUUGCAUUUCUUUUAAUAAAGUUCUGAGCAUUCAAUA